Miscanthus lutarioriparius is the source of this 1530-nucleotide messenger RNA. Lineage: Eukaryota; Viridiplantae; Streptophyta; Magnoliopsida; Poales; Poaceae. The record is from the annotation of a GenBank genome assembly.
AUGGCGGCGAUCUGGCGAAGAGCAUGGAGCUCCAAGAAGGUUUCAUCCGCCGGGCGCGGCUACGGCGCUCGGCAGACGAUUUUUGGCAGCAUCAGCACCACCACCACUUCAGGUUCAGGUACCCGUACCACCAUGACCCUCUCGACCUCCGCGAACACCAUCAGAGACGAGGAGGAAGAGAGUGCCAUGGAGCUCAGGCAGGAGGAGGUUGUGAAGAUGCGCCGGCACAUGAGGGGCCUGGUGGAGGAAUUCCGUGCCGCUGCCGACGGCAACGCCACUGCGCCGGACAGGUGGCUCUCGGACCUGCACGUCGCCUGGCUUCUCCGUCUUGCCGAGCUCGACGCAUCCGGGCAGAGGACCUUCAUCUCACGGUCACGGCAGCUACAGAGUCAUGCGCAGACUUGGAUCCCGGCUCUGCGGGUCAUCAGCACGUCCGUAUGGAAAUGCUUAAAUGGACUUCACAGCGACGGUGAAGCAACCGUUGGGCCACCGGCUACAGAAUUUGUACAGUUUCUCAAGGCAACGUUGCUGAAGAUGUUCACCUUUGUUGACGCGAUUGUCGCUCUUGAUCCUCUGAAUGUUGAUGGUGCCAGUGCCACCAGCCAACAGCAUGUUCCUUCUAGCAGUGUGAUGGGGGCUUCUGAGAAGGUCCGGGCACUGCUAGAUGUGCGCCAUGCUCUCUCUGCAGCCUCAGAACAGAUCAUGGUGGCUUUAUGUUCCUCACCCUAUGUGCUUGUCACAAGGGUAGUUGACGAUAUCGAAGGCCUCUUGUCAGCACAACUGGGUAAGCUGGAUCAGGUCGUACGGGACACAUUUGAUCACAUCAGGACUGCUGUCGUCACUCCAUCCUUGGACGACGACAACGACUCCUCCUCUGCUACUCAGACGACCCUGCUGCAAUCAUCACCCGCUAUCCACAAGGUCACUCAGUCCGUCACAAACUAUAUCAAUAUUGUGUUGUCCACUGAAGCAUUGCUCACCGUGAAUUAUGCACGUCAUCAGGGAGAUACGUCUUCUUUGACUACCCUGACAAUGGAGGUAGUCGGUUCCCUAGAGGAAGAGCUUGCCAGAGUGUCGCAGUGGUUCCCAGACCAGAGCCUCAGGUUUAUCUUCUUGAUCAACAACUCCUACCUCAUACGGCAGCUGCUCGACACAAGUUGGCCUCCCCAUCUCCAUGACCUCACGUACCUAAGGUUUUUGAACAGCCUCACAAACAGAAUCGACAGAUACAUACAGAGUUAUCUGCAGGUUUCUUGGGCACCGGUGUUGGAAUGCCUGCACAAUCCCACGUUUCGUUGCUUCACGAGAGACUCACCGCUGCCAAAGUUCAAGUCCAAGUUUCAGUCGACCUACGCUGCGCAAAAGCUCUGGAAAGUCCCGGAUCCUGAGCUGAGGAAAAUGCUGCGUGAAGCUAUCAUCGAGAAAGUCGUUUCAGGCUUUACGGAAUACUUGGAGGAUAACAAUAGGAUCAUCCCAGGAGUCUCUCCUCAGGAGGUGGAGGAGAUGCUGCAGGAACUAUUUGAAGGAUGA